Molecule: messenger RNA, 1160 nt
Organism: Misgurnus anguillicaudatus (oriental weatherfish)
Lineage: Eukaryota; Metazoa; Chordata; Actinopteri; Cypriniformes; Cobitidae
Product: V-type proton ATPase subunit e 1
Biological process (GO): proton transmembrane transport
Cellular component (GO): proton-transporting V-type ATPase, V0 domain
Molecular function (GO): proton-transporting ATPase activity, rotational mechanism
Source: RefSeq, a predicted model, not a curated record
AUGAAGGCGUGAGGUUCGCCCUUCCUGAUAGUUCACACGGUUCACAUACUAAACACGCAAUACUUUUUCUAAACAGGUUUAAUAUUAACAGUCAGGUUAACACUUGCGCAGUUUAUCAUGGCGGAGAACACUUUCGGAAUAACAACGGCGGUUGUUACGCUGUUUUGGGUAUUUGUUGGUGGAGUUGUCCCGUGGCUUAUUCCCAAAGGGCCGAACAAAGGUGUCAUCGUAACUAUGCUUGUGAUGACAUCGAUUUGCUGCUACCUGUUCUGGUUAAUAGCCAUCUUGGCCCAGCUGAACCCCUUAUUUGGACCGGCACUGAGCAACGACACGAUCUGGUACCUAAAACACCACUGGCCGUAGGGGACGGCGCAUUACACCGUAAGGACAAAGCUACCUCGCAAGGAUGGGAAGCACCACCGAUAUGCAACAAAGACAUGCACUUUUUUGAGAACGUGGUUUUUAAAGAGAACUGAUUAUAAGACUUGUCCUAAAAAAAGUAUUGUAGGCUUUACCUUGCCUGUAACGUCCUGUUUUUCCAGAAUCGUAAGUUACAUGAACAGCAAGCGCUCAAGCAACACAAAGCCUCUUUUAUCUUGUUAAGUUUUGUUUCCUUCUUUGAGGUAAUAGAUGCUGUUAUUUACUAAAAUGUUUGGCUUGGAGCCCAGGACCUUGGGAAGAGGAUCCCAGACUGCUGAUGAUUAACCUUUCCUCUGAUGGAAUCCUUUGCAUGUUCAUCCUCCAACAAUGAGAACUACUGAGAUUUACAUUAGGUUUGAAUUUGUGUUUAAAUAAUAUUUUAUUCUCUGGUCUUGUUUAUAGUGAAGUGAAAGUGAUGAAAUGACCAAGGUAUGAUAAUGAUAACCCAUACUUGGAAUGUGACCUCUGCAUUUAACCCAUGCAGUGAGUAGUGAACACACGCACACCCGGACCGGUAUAGGAAAUACCACAAGGAUUGUGCCAUGCAAGCAUUGAAUGCUAUUUAAAGAAAUGUAUCCUGUAACAAUUUGUAAGAUGGCAUCUGAAGGUCUUUUAUCACACUUUUGUGCCAUGUUAAAGCCUGUACUUAGCACUGUUUUUUAUUUUUAUAAUAUUUUAAUGUAUUGAAUGCAAAUGUGUGUAUAUAUGUAAUGUAAAAGAACUAAAACCUGUGAAAUUGA